CUCCCCCCAAUCACCACCUCCCCUCUGAGCCCCGUUAAUUACAACCUUCACUUCACAGAACAGAGGUUGUCCACUUAGGCUGUGGAUAUACGAGGAGAACCACGCUGUGUCGUGUUCCAUGAUCUAUUCUACCUCGGUCCAUGUGCAGUGUACUUUUCGGUACAGCAUCCGAGACCCCGGACCACUUGAUACACCCGCCACCGCCAACCUACCGAGGCCGCGACUCCCGCCGUGCGCACGUGUAGGAAGGCGCGGGACGGGCGUCCGACGUCAUGUCGUACGUCGGGUGAUCGCGACGGCCCUUAGCAACGGGUCUGGGGUGUUGCUGCUGUUGGAACCCUUCUGUGCCUUGGGGUGCACGGCUGCCGAAUAACAGAGCGAGGCUUUGGCUCGGCGUGGUGUGAGUGAGGGUCUUGCGGGUAGGAAAGGUGAGAGGAAAGUGGGGCUUAUGGUUCUAGUCCCACCAGCACGGUGUUGUCCAAUGUCGGGGGAACUCAUCAGGUCAGAGAUAUCUGUGGAGGGGAAUAAACAUUCGACGUUUAGCGCCGAGAGCCUUCGUCUGGUUUCACAGUGACCAGCCUGGGUUGCGACCAGCCCCGGGUGCUACCAGCCAUUGACAGAGCUGGAAAACUGGUGUAGGUACUUUGCUGGGUCAAUUCAGAAGGCAGAAACCUCUACUGUACCUCAUGAACACUACAUACCUCAUGUUCUUGAGCAACACACAAAAUAUUGGAGGAGCUCAGCAAGUCAGGCAGCAUCUGUGGUGGGAAUAAACAGUCGACAGUUUGGGCUGAGACUUAUUAUUAUUUGCUCUAUUUAUUUAUUUUGUAAUUUACAGUAAUGUUAUCUUUUUGUACUGCUGUCUCAACAAAUUUCACAUCAUGUAAGACCUAUUUUUGAUCAGUAACUGCCCCGUCCUGUGGAGGAAAUCUGAUUGUGGCACUUAUUGAUACUGAGAAGAAAACGUAAACCAUUGGAUUAAGUCCAGCAGCAUCUGUGGUGGCAAAGAGAUAGAAAGUUGUCGUUUCAGGCUGAAAUCCUGCAUUAUUAUCUUGAGUUUGGUAAUUACAUAAAUCAGAAAUUAAAAUGAUAUUCACUUAUGAAUAUGACAUGAUUGUAUUGUUAAAAACAGGGUCUAGCUCACUAAUGCCCCAUAGGGAAGGAACUUUGCCAACCUUCUCUAAUCUGGCCUGAAUGUAGGAGCCGCAGUAAUAUAGGCUGGCUCAUAAAUAUUUUUGAAUGGCUCAAAUAGAGUAAUUAAUAUGAACUUUGUCAGGAGUGGCCAGAACCUACAGGUGAAUAAUAAACAAAAUAAUUUUGAACAAAAGAAUUUAAGAGCAACAACUCGACAAAGGAAGUGCACUAGCUUUAUGUGCUUGGUUAUCAUUUUGGAGGACUGAUAUUGCAAGAGGUAUUGUUGGGGCUUUGAGAGAGGCUAUUCAAAAUAACCCCCUAUCCUCAAUGAAUUAGAGGGAAUGGCUUGUUUUCUAGCCAGGACACCUUAUUCAGCAUCAGUUUGUAGGAUUACCUGAAGCUGAUUAAGAAGCAGACUCAGCUCCUGUGUGUAUGAGAGAGACAGAAUGGCUGCUAAGUUAUCAAUGAGGCUUUGGAACUUCAAAUAACUGAGGAAAUAGAUGCUAAGCUUUCACUGAGGGCUGACUUGGUUCCAAGCUAUUACAGAACACACAAAUACAAAUUUUAUUUUCCUCAUAAUUCCCCAAUGGAAUAUCACAGUUUAGAACAUUCAGCCCAUUAUUUCCAUGCUGUCUCUUUUAGAAAAUUUCCAUUUCUUUGUUUCUUCCUUGUGGCUAUGGUAUUAAAUUUGUAAAUGACCGUCAGUUUGUAUCUGAGGUGUUAAAAUGUACAAUCUAUAUUCUUAGAAGCCUAGAGGUAAUGGUCCAGCUGGGCUACAUUGAGCCAUGUUUCAUCCUUAAUAUGCCGUUAAAGGAAGUUGGGUGGAAAUUGCGGUUUCCUGUUCAUGCAAUUUACGGAAUUUUUGUUGAGGGCCGUCACUUGAAUGAAGUACCAACUUGUGUUUGGGCUCCAUGGUUUUCUAACACAGCAUAGAUAGUGCUUCACAAAGAGACAACUGAAGCACGAUGAAACCUAAUUAAGUUGAUCAUAUCUGAUGCAAGCUGUUAAACUCUCCUGCUUUUAGACCAGGAUGGCCAAUACAGAUUAUGACAGUGAACAAAUGAAAGGAAGCAUUAAUGAAAAUAAAAUGCAAACAAGUGGAUGCAGGAAAAAUGUCUACACAGAGGUCAGUGUAAGAGAGGAAUCCUGCAGCUUAGUGAAUGAAGCAAUGGCAACCUCAGAUAUUGAGGAUUCCACACUGGAUUUCACUGUCAAACCUGCACACUGUUUUUUAGGACCAGAUUCCAGUGUAGAAGGGUUGUGCGAAAGAACAAAACAGCUAGUUAACGAAAUAAAUAAAAGUAGAAUAAAAGAUCACAAGUUGAUGUGCAACUUUAAGGACACUGUUAUUAUGAAGGUUUCAGAGUUCUCUAAGAAGAUGGAAGAAAGAUUGUUUGAAAUCUACAGCAGUGAGAAUAAAUUGAUCGAGGACGCACUACAGGAGCUAUUGAAUAUCCUGGAUAGAAUCAGAUGUUUAGAGUCUGAACUUAAACAGACCUGCAAUGCCAUGGCCACAGUCUACAGGGACAUGAGUUCACAGUCAGAAGUCUGAGUGGUACUUUAUGACAUGAGCUACUCUGCAGAAUCAGAGUUUAUUUUCUUUUUUUGGUGUACGAGGUAAAUUCCUUUGUGGCCAGUUGGCUUGAUGACUUAAUGUUUUUUUGCAAACCAGUACAGUAAUGCUUUUACCACAAAAUGUUAAAACGUAUACUCUGCUGAGAUAUUAUUUCUCAAACUUAGUUAAUACUCAACAUAGAUUUAUAUAAUUUGUUUGGCAAGUUCAUCUAACAAUUGUAAAAUAAAUUACAGCUUUUGAAAUGGCUUUAGAUUAGUUUGUUCUCUUUAAAAAGAGAAACAAAAGGGUGGGGGUGGUUGUAUUGAUGUCUUCAUAUAACAUGUAUUAACAAAGUGAAUGUACAUUUAGCAGUGUGCUUACUGUACUGUUUCCAGUACAUAUUCUUUGUGACUGGAAACAGUACAGAAAAGAUAUGUACAUAUGUGGAAUAGUUAGAUAUUUGUUUACACUUCUAGAACACACACAAUGGUAGUAAAAUAGGAUAUUAUGGGAGAUAACUCAUUUUAAAUUAUUUUAUUGAUUAUGCAUUCUGCUGUGCUUUUUGCAAAGUUAAUGGAUAGGGAGAAUUGGCCUGUACUUGGGAGAGGGGAAUGGGGUGGGGAGGUGGAAUCUCAUUGAAACCUACUGAAUAUUGAAAGGCCUUAACAGAGGAUGGAGACAAUGUUUCUAUUAGUGGGAGAUCUAGGAGCAGAGGGCACAGCCCAAAAUACAAAAAUGUCCCUUAAGAGAUGAGUAAGGAAUCGCUUUAGCCAGAGGGUGGUGAAUCUGUGUAAUUCAAUGUCACAGAUGGGUUUGGAGGCCAAGUCGUUGAGUACAUUCUAAGAAGAGGCUGAUAGGUUCUAGAUUAAUAAGGGUGUCGAAAGAUUAUGGGAAGAAGGCAGGAGAGGGUUUGAGAGAGAUAUGAUCAGUCAUGAUUAGAUGAGUAAGGAAUCGCUUUAGCCAGAGGGUGGUGAAUCUGUGUAAUUCAA
Messenger RNA from Hypanus sabinus (Atlantic stingray), 3678 nucleotides. RefSeq names its product synaptonemal complex central element protein 2-like. Gene Ontology annotation, biological process: synaptonemal complex assembly. Gene Ontology annotation, cellular component: central element. Bases 2165 to 2686 code for a protein of 173 amino acids. NCBI's taxonomy places the organism in Eukaryota, Metazoa, Chordata, Chondrichthyes, Myliobatiformes, Dasyatidae. The transcript has 3 exons. The record is from RefSeq and is a predicted model, not a curated record.